AUGUGGGGUUGGCCCGCUGCAUCCCUCAAAGAAAAGAUUAACCGAAUGUUUGGUGGAGAGCAUAUUAACAGCGCAGAAAAUAGAUCAGUGCUUCAUGUAGCUCUUCAUGCUCCAAGGGAUGCAGUUAUACAGAGUGAUGGGGAAAACGUGGUCCCAGAUGUUUGGGAAGUUCUGGAAAAGAUCCAAAAGUUUUCUGAGAUUAUUCGAAGAAAAGCCCUGAAGGAUGUCAUUGCUGUCGGUAUCAGUGGCAGCUUCUUAGGUCCUCUUCAAACAGAUUUAGAUGAUGCUUUCCAUUUUGUCAAUCUAUAA
This is a messenger RNA of Prunus armeniaca (apricot), 309 nucleotides long. The record is from the annotation of a GenBank genome assembly. NCBI's taxonomy places the organism in Eukaryota, Viridiplantae, Streptophyta, Magnoliopsida, Rosales, Rosaceae.